GAGCUGGCCAACCAAAAGCGGGAGACGGCAUUCCAGAGAAUGUCCAUCCAAGGGCGGCUUGACGAGACUCAGAGGAUGAUGAAGGAUCACCUCUCGGAAACGCAGCGCCAGUUGGAGGGCACACGUGAGAACUUGCCCGAUUCACCGCUCUGCGGCCUGAUGUCUUCGCUGAAAGAGGCGAGGAACCAAGCAGAAGCCUUGUCUGCGAAGAGGCUUGACAUGGAGGCGCAAGCCAAAGAGCUUGAAAAGGAGGUGUCCGACCUACAAGGAUCUCGGAAGCUGGAUCCAUCAGCUGUGGAGCAAGAGCACCAUGAGUCUUUGCAGAAGGAGCUUAUCGGCGUCCGAGAUGAUCUGGAAGCGGCCAGAAGUCGGCUGAAGCAUCGGGGCAAAAAUUUGCCCGGAGAAGCCCCGAGUCUCCUUGGAGCCAUGGCUGACGGCUUCAGAGGGCAGGACCAAAGCUAUGGCUCGGAGGAAACCUCAGAGGUUCGUCAGAGUGCUGGGAGCAAGACCAAUUCGAUGCGCAGCAUUGCCAAGCAGAGCUCGGAAGACCCUGGUGAAAAAUCGAGGCGGGUCCGGGCCUCCGUCAUCGCAGGGGACUUUAUCAAAGCAGAAGACGUGGACUCUUCGGCGGAGGAAGCGCCAACAGAGAACAAAAGGGCGAUAAUCACGAAGGUGCAGUCAUUUUCUAUGUGGUUCGUGACGAACUACUACGUGGGAAACAUCAUGGCUGGUGUUGUCUUGGUUGAUGCCGUUUGUACAUGGGUAGACAUUGAUGCGCGUGCAGCCGGCCUCAGUUAUCCACCGCGGUUCUUCAUGGUGUUCUCCGACAUUAGCUUGGCACUCUACAGCACUGAAGUCUUGCUACUCCUCAUCGGAAAAGGCUUUUGCGGUGUGCUCGUUGAUUGGAUGGCGCUUCUCGAUGUGACAAUAGUUCUUUGCGGCUAUCUGGAGGUUGUGCUGAAUGCCGUGGCCCCUGCGGACGUGACGAACAGCCUGAGUGUCAUGCGCGCUUUGCGAUUGGCCCGUAUCUUCCGCUUGUUGCGCCUCUUCAAGAGAAUCCGCGCUUUGCGUGAGCUCCAGAAAUUAGUUACGAUGAUGGCUACGUGCCUCCGGACUCUGGUCUGGUCAUUCCUGCUUUGCUUCGUGAUCAUGUUGAUCUGGGCCAUGCUUUUGGUUGAGGUGGUGCACCCCAUCAUUCAGGAUAUGGUUGAAGAUGGGCACGAGAUCAUUAGCAAUUGUCCAUACUGCAGGACGUCCACAAGCUCAGUAAUGGAGGCUGCCCUUCUACUCUUCAAGACAGUGAUUGCCGGAGAUAGCUGGGGUCAGGUGGCCGUUCCAGUCAUACUUCGGAAUCCCGAGACGGCAUUCAUCUUCGUCGGCUCCCUGUUGUCGCUGGUGUUUGGCGUGUUGAACAUCAUCGUGGCAGUCGUCGUCGACACCUUUGCGGAGGCCAGGCAGAAUGACAUUUUGAACCUUGCCGAAGAAAUGGAGCAAGACAUUGAGAAGGAUCGAGAGGCCCUCGGAAAACUCUUUGCGAGGAUUGACAAGGAUGGCAGCGGGCAGCUUUCGCUGGACGAGCUGAUUCGGGGUGCUCGCCGUGAUCCAGUUUUCCAGAGCCGGCUCAGAGUAAUGGACAUCGACGAGAAUGACCUGCAGCAGCUCUUCAGCAUGAUCGACGUGGACAACAACGGCACGAUCGAAGUGGGAGAGUUUAUUGGACCUUUGAGCAGAUGGGUUCAUGACUCCAAGACCGCACCCAGGUUCAUCAAGUACAACAUGCUGCAGACGAUGCAGUUGCAAGAAGACCUCUACAGCUUAUCCAAGCACUAUUUCGGCCACUUGGCUGAGCGGAUCGAUACCUUGGCAGCGCAGAUGAGCAUCAUUCGCAGCGGCGUACCCUCUGAUUCUCGGCAGUCAUCUGUGAUGCAAUCGCAGUCCUUGGGCAUGGCCAGAUUCCGACAAGCUACAGAAUACGAUGAGGAAAUCAACGUUGAGCAGCCUCAUAGCUCCAGAAAGGCAGAGACGCUUUGCCUUGCAUACUCCUCCCCGUCAGAAGCGACAGUGACAACAAGCGAAGUGAUCACUGACUCAUGCGACGACCAGCUGGGCGACCUUCGACACAAGGGCGCUCACACGGAUGGAGCAGUUGAGGCUCUCAUAGAUGCUGCGGUUAUCAAAAUCGAAUACGGAAUGAUUGAAAUGGAGGGCAGGUUGAAACGAGCACUAGCAGGAAUUCCAGCCGAUGGCCUUACUCCUCCUGCAAGAGCUUCAAACCCCACAUCCUCGCAGGACAUGAAGGCUUUUCGAAAAGAUGACAUCUUCAGGUCCGUGUAUGGAGACACCCGCGUUCGAACAUCCAGAAAAGUGGCCACAGCUUCAGUAGUCCAAAUGACCUUCGGCGACGGCCCAACGGCUGCAGCCGUGCGCAGAAAGAAUUCCGGCGAGCUCGGUCUGCAGCACAUAAUGACAGCGACUUGA
Molecule: messenger RNA, 2478 nt
Organism: Symbiodinium necroappetens
Lineage: Eukaryota; Dinophyceae; Suessiales; Symbiodiniaceae
Source: the annotation of a GenBank genome assembly